CUUGUGACGUGUUUUGGAGACCGGAUCGUGACUGCUACGUCAGCCCGUCUCAUCGUUACUCCAAUCAUACUGCAGUGAACCUGGAUUGUAGGUCCAAGACAGAACAGAACAUCCUUUCAGAACGCCUUCGGUCAAGUGUGACACUGAUAUCGUGUCUAAGAGUCAGUUGAACCUCAGGACCAUAACCUAACGAUGUCUUCGCGCAUCAGCAACUUACAGCUACCACCUAAUGAGCGCAAAGCUUCUAUUCCUCAAAGCACGCAUGAACUGCCCGACCCCAACAGUCCGACCGCUGAUCAAGGGUCCGAUCGCGCCUCGGCCACUGGCUCACCUAUAUCGAAACUUCCUGGAGAACUGCUCUUGAUGAUUUUCCAGUACCACCAGAGACAGAAGGUUACCUAUAACCGCGACGAUCCUUCAUUCGUCAAGUAUCGGGGGACAAUCGCGUCGACCUGCGCCGCAUGGAGAGGCCUGGCUCUUGGCAUAUCAACUUGGUGGAAUAUUCUUGUGUAUGACGGUUCACAACGCUCGGGUGAGAUGUGCGGUCUUUACAUGGAGCGUGCGGGACACUCGAACAUCUAUCUGGGCGUCGAGAACGGGAGAGAAUGGGAUGACGACGUCGCCAAGGAUUGGAUGAAAAUUCAUGCAAACUCCCUCGCGCGCUGCAAUCAUUUAAACAUCAGAUUGUUCAAUUCAUCUCGAUUCCAACUCCCCGUUCCGUUGCCUGCACUGCGAAGGUACGAAUGUACUACAGACGGAUUCUCCAAUUCAAGUAUUCCUGGUUCUCAUCCUUCAUUGGAGAGAAUAACUCUCUCGAACGUCAGGAAUUCAUAUUUCCCCUGGGCACCUUUGGGUGAUGCGUGUGGCCUCACUCAUUUGGAAAUUUAUCUUCCGUGUGCUGGUACACCGAUGGGGUUGGCCCCUUUUCUCACCUCAUGCCACGACCUCAAAUUCCUGGCGCUGACUUUAGGGGGGCCGGGCAUAUUCGGGGACGAGUUGAGAGUAACGCUUCCUUCGCUAGAAUCCCUCCAGGUGUACGGAUCUGCAUUCGAGAUAUUUGGCAGAUAUGUGAGCGCGCCUCAGCUAAAGCGGCUAAGGCUAGACACGCAAUCUAUGCGGGGAGACUUUGGGCCUGCGCUGCGUACAUUUCCAUCCCUCGAGCACCUAGAGACUCCUCUUUCGCCCUAUAUCACAACCGCACCUCUUUUGGAACUCAUCCCGAGGCUAUCCAUCCUAAGGUUGAUUCGCGUCUCAGAGACUGAUCUACACUCCUUUUUGGAAAUCGUCAAUUCUUUGACCGAACUCGCUACGUCCUACACACUGCAUCCUCCCAACAACAAAUCCUGGUUCCGCUUACGAAGCUUCGAGAUUUCGCUUAGGCUGAGAAGGGAUAUUUGGGAUGCGCUGCGAUCCGGUCUAUUGCUGGCCAUCAAAUCGAUGCAUCGAAUACUCGAAAUAGCAUCAUCAGGAGAAGCAUUUCAAACGCGGGUGGAGAUCAGCAUCAAACAUAUGGAUAACUCAUUGACCGACCCUACGACUUCCGAAUUGCCGCAUCAUGAUGUCCUUGUGUAUGGUGCACUACCCCAGCACGAGGUUUGGAAUGUGUGGGAUGAAUGUAGCUGAAUACAGUAGGCGUGUGGUUUGGAGAAAGGUAUGUUCUGCCAGAGAAGGUCCUCGUUUCUUGAGAGAAGAUGUUGUGAACUGUAUUUCUGAGUACUCUAUGGCUUCAAAGUAAUGUGCCAGCAACACUGGUCACGGCGACUAUUGCAAAAUGCAGUAUCGUCACAAUCCGCGUUUC
Cantharellus anzutake is the source of this 1798-nucleotide messenger RNA. RefSeq lists its product as uncharacterized. Bases 193 to 1623 code for a protein of 476 amino acids. The record is from RefSeq and is a predicted model, not a curated record. Lineage: Eukaryota; Fungi; Basidiomycota; Agaricomycetes; Cantharellales; Hydnaceae. The transcript is spliced from 2 exons.